Messenger RNA from Phyllostomus discolor (pale spear-nosed bat), 2404 nucleotides. RefSeq names its product mediator complex subunit 28 (gene MED28). Lineage: Eukaryota; Metazoa; Chordata; Mammalia; Chiroptera; Phyllostomidae. The record is from RefSeq and is a predicted model, not a curated record. Bases 27 to 563 code for a protein of 178 amino acids. The transcript has 4 exons. Gene Ontology annotation, cellular component: mediator complex.
CUGAGCUUUAACUCGCCAUUUCAGAAAUGGCGGCUCCGCUGGGCGGUAUGUUCUCCGGACAGCCUCCCGGACCCCCGCCACCGCCGCCGGGACUGCCGGGCCAGGCUUCACUUCUUCAGGCCGCGCCGGGAGCUCCGAGAUCUUCUCCAAGCACCUUGGUGGAUGAGUUGGAGUCCUCUUUCGAGGCUUGCUUCGCUUCUCUGGUGAGUCAGGACUAUGUGAAUGGCACGGAUCAGGAAGAAAUUCGAACUGGUGUUGAUCAGUGUAUCCAGAAAUUUCUGGACAUUGCAAGACAGACAGAAUGUUUUUUCCUGCAAAAAAGGUUGCAGUUAUCUGUCCAGAAACCGGAGCAGGUUAUCAAAGAGGACGUCUCAGAGCUGAGGAACGAAUUGCAGCGCAAGGAUGCUUUGGUCCAGAAGCACCUGACCAAGCUGCGGCACUGGCAGCAGGUGCUGGAGGACAUCCACGGGCAGCACAAGAAGCCGGCCGACAUCCCCCAGGGCUCCUUGGCCUACCUGGAGCAGGCGUCUGCCAACAUCCCCGCGCCCAUGAAGCAGACCUGAGGCAGAGCCGGCUGCAGAGCGAGCCGGCGCGUGAGUCCGCGCGCACACGGUUGUUCGCGCUGGGCGUCGCGUCUGGGCGGCGUGGCGUUUUGGAAGAACUCUGCCAGAGGGCGAGAUAGGUGACUUUGGUUGCAUGCCGUCAGUAAGAUUUCCCCCGUAUUUUUAUAAGCUCUUAUUUUUUAUUACUCUAGAAAAUGCCCAUAGCAUUUGUAAACCAAGUGGAUGUUUUUGUUUUUAGCAAAAGUUAGUAUGAUGCUACCAACAUUCCUUUCUGUUCCUUUUUUCUGUGUGUUUUUUAAAAAUAAUUUUUGUGUUUAACUUUUAAUCUCUGUUUCCAGUUUUAGAUGAAUUUGUAUCAUCUGAGGGAAAAACAGUAUGUAUGACGAUCUAGGAAUCAGAGGGUGAAGAUUUGGGUUAUAAGUCUUUCAUGUUAAUCAUCACUCUCUCCCCUUGCGCUAGUUUGUAAAACUGGGUAAGUUUGCCAUGCGUGUUUCAAGGCUUUAAACUACCUCAAGAAGAGGAAUCUAAUGCAGCGAUGCUUGUAAUGCUUCCAGAGCUCCCGGAAUGGGGGUGUUUGUAAAUGGGGGGCGGCGGGGGGAGGACUGCAGGGGCCUAGGUUAGGGCAGCAGCACUGCAGUGGGACCUUUGAGUCGGUGUUGACUUCUCUUUGGGACGAGUUUAUAUUUUGUGUCUUGCUUGUUUACUUUGGGGGGCUGUAGUAGGAGCUGUGACAUGGUGAUUGUUUUCCCCUUCUGCAGUCAUGAACCCGUUUACGUAACAGACCCAGCCUGCCCUCAGCAACGUGACUCGGGCAGCGGGGAAGUGUGCGGGUUAGAGCUCACUGACAGUCUCUUUCCGUUGGAGUUUUGUUAGCUGGUGUUCUUUGUGUUUCACUUUUCAGGAGCAGAAAUGUCCCACUAAGGAAGGUUCUUGCUAAUGGAUGGCACUGAUUCCAAGGGCCAGGGCCUCGGGGUGGGGAGUGGCCUGCAGGCUGGCCCUGGGUGGCUCACUGUCCACAGAGAGCAUGUCUGGGAAGGUGUGUUAGCUUCUUGCUGGUCACGCAGGGCAACACGAUUCUUCGUUGACCUGCUGCCGUGUCUGGCUCUCCCUGAACCGGCUUUAGUCCCUGACCAAAUUGCACGCCUGUACGCUCCACUGUCUUUUGGACAAGCAGUGCCUCUGGGGCUUGGAUUCUUGACUCACUUGGUUUUCUCCAGCCUUGGAGGCCCCUCCCCACCCGCCUCGACCUCAACUCCGACCCACGGUGCCGUCUGGCCUGGCUGCUCCCUGGCCCCUGGCGUUCCCAGGUGCUCUCUGCAGCACCCCCCCCCCCCCCCCCCCCCCGCCCCCCGACACAGGCCUCCUGUCUCCUACCAGCCUGGCGUGGUGCUCCCUCCAGGGUUAGUGAUUUGCAUCUGUCUCUGUGCCCCUCAUGGGGAUUAGGCAUUACUUUCCCCUGAACACAUCGGGAUCGUGUGUGAUUGACGUUUUCUCUGUAGACUGUUACUCGUGUGUGUGUGUGUGUGUGUGUGUGUGUGGUGCACAGGUGGAAGUUCCCGAACUCCCUGAGUUCUUAAACUUCUAAGCAUUGUUUUUUCCCACAUGUGACUUCAAGGUUGUUAACCUGGUCAUCUCACACUAAUUAGAAGCUUGAUUGGCAGCCUUAGAUUUAUUCAUUAAAAACCUAAAUAAACUGAUUAAGUUUUAGGUAUCUCUCAAUAACCAGGUUGUUGGUAUUUCACUAGGUGCUUAGUGAAAAUAUUUUGAAUUAAUGUAUGUAUCAGUUACUGCCAUUGUUUGUUAAAUCAAAAAAAUCUGGAAAAUACAUUUUUAAUCUUGUC